Messenger RNA from Cucumis sativus (cucumber), 1425 nucleotides. RefSeq names its product pathogenesis-related protein PR-1. Gene Ontology annotation, cellular component: extracellular region. The record is from RefSeq and is a predicted model, not a curated record. NCBI's taxonomy places the organism in Eukaryota, Viridiplantae, Streptophyta, Magnoliopsida, Cucurbitales, Cucurbitaceae. Bases 350 to 952 code for a protein of 200 amino acids. The transcript has a single exon.
CGAAAGAAGGAUUAAUAUAAGUUUGAACAACAUAAAUUCUGCCACGUUGUAUUCUAGAAUGCACUGCAAUGGCAUCUUUAUCCUCAUGAAAAAACAAGAGAGAAUCACGAGCACCACAUAGCCUAAUUCACGAGAAGGCAUUACAACUACAUUGCCCAUAAAUAAUAUAACAUGUGUAUGCUUGUGAGAGAUUGUGAAUCGCCAUGCAAAAACCCGAAACCAAAACCACUCGAUCUGUGGCCCCACUGGCUUCUCCAACAUAUCUCAACACUCAUAGUGUAUCUAUAUAUGAAGAAUCAAGCAACAAUAAUCACCAGCCAUAGCCUCUGCAUCAACAAUAAUAAUCAUAAUGAAUAAGCAGCUGCAACUACCUGUGUUUCUAGUCCUACUUACCGUCUUUAUGCCCCGAGUUCUCUCUCACAACUUUUCUCAAACACCUGGUGUGCAAGUUCAAAUAUACAAGCAAAAUCAAGUGGACAACGAAACCAUCUACAGGGUAUCGAAGCAACUGUGUUGGGGCUGCAUUAGCGAGUCCAUAGAGUUUCUAUUUGCGCACAAUCUGGUUCGAGCGGCCAAGUUUGAGCUGCCAUUGGCAUGGAAUUUUCAGUUGGAGAAGUACGCAAGGUGGUGGGCAGGGCAGAGGAAAGGGGAUUGUAAACUGCAACAUUCUUUCCCUGAAGACGAUUUCAAGCUGGGAGAGAACAUAUUUUGGGGGAGUGGAUCGGCAUGGAGGCCAUUGGAUGCGGUGACUUCGUGGGCUAGCGAAGUGAAGUAUUACACAUACGCCACCAAUAGCUGCGAGGCUGGCCAAAUGUGCGGCCAUUACACACAGAUUGUUUGGAGAAAUACGCAAAGGAUGGGUUGCGCUCGUGUCGUUUGUGACAAUGGGGAUAUCUUCAUGACUUGUAACUAUGAUCCGCCUGGUAACUAUCUGGGUGAACGACCCUACUAAAGCUAAUAACCAUGUAACAAUUACACCAUCAAACUUUUACUUUUAAAAAUUGAGUCUCAAAUUUAUUAAAAUAUUUAAAAUUAAACUAUUAAACUUUUGGAUCCCUAAAUAAUUGUUUCGGGUCAAAGAGUAAAAUUACAAAGUUUGAAGAAUUUAAAGCAUAAAAUUGAUAUUUUUACACCAACUCUAUGGAUCAAAUAAGGAAUGAUGCUCACACCUUCACUCUUCCAAACUCCUUGGUUCAAACCCUCCUAGAUGGUGAAAAUUGAACCCAAAUGAAUUUGAGAACUUAAUUUUUAUGAUUGAAAGUUUAAGAAUGUAAUUAUAACUAUCAUCCCAUCAUCCUACCUAUAAGUGUUUUUUUUGCAAUUUAUCAAAAAGAGAAAAAAGAUAUUAAUGAACUAUACUCCAACAAAUAAUAAUACUUGCCCACACAUGAGUCAAUAGAAUAUCCUACCGACUUUUCUGAUGUA